This is a messenger RNA of Pogona vitticeps (central bearded dragon), 1239 nucleotides long. RefSeq names its product putative protein FAM10A4. The record is from RefSeq and is a predicted model, not a curated record. Lineage: Eukaryota; Metazoa; Chordata; Lepidosauria; Squamata; Agamidae. Gene Ontology annotation, molecular function: Hsp70 protein binding; protein dimerization activity.
CAUCAUAGAUACCAGUGCUUUUAAUGUUCUGCAGCUUUAUCUAUGUACAGCAGCAGGACCACAUGGAGGGGGACACAUGGGAAACACAUUCCUUUCCUCUCCUGUGGUAGAAGUGGCUUUGUAAUUCAUCUGCUGUUUGUGCAUGACUCAUCCUCCACCCACCACUUAUUUCUCUAGCAGAGGGAUUUUGCUGCAUCUUGCUAUUCACGCCAGCUUCUAGCUGGACAGGGCAUCAUGGAUCCUAAAAGUGCUGGCGAUCUUCAAGCAUUGCUUAGUCUUUACAAGCAGAACCCAACACUUCUGAGAGCAAAACAACUAAGUUUCUUAAGAGAUUCCUUGGAUAGCAUGGGGGACAUUAUCUCAGGGUUCCAGAGAAUUGAGGCUUUCCCUCUGAGACUUCGCAAAGAGGAAGGAAAGCCAGCAGAUCAACCUACAAGUGAUGAGAGUGACUUAGAGAUGGAGGAAGAAGGAGUUAUCAAACCAGAUGAAGAUGAUCCCCAGGAAAUGGGAGAUGAAAAUCUAGAGAUGACAAAUGACAUGAAGACUGAGGCUGAACAGAAGAAAGAGGAAGCCUAUGCUGCCUUAGAGGAAGGAGAGCUACAGAAUGCUAUUGAUCUGUUUACAGAGGCUAUAAAAUUGAACCCAAAGUCCUCACAUUUGUAUGCCAACCGAGCCAGUAUCUUUGUCAGAAUGCAAAAACCCAAUGCAGCCAUUAGAGACUGCAACAAAGCCUCAGAGCUCAACCCAGAAGAUGGGCAGGCCUACAAGUGGAGAGGGAAAGCCCACAUGCUCCUGGGUCACUGGGAAGAAGCUGCUGAGGAUCUUGCUUUAGGCUGUAUUUGGGAUUAUGAUGAUGAUACCAAUGCUCUACUAAAAGAAGUGCAACCCAAGGCUCUGAAGAUGGUUGAGCACCACACCAAACAUAACAGGAGGCGUACUCUGAAAAAGAUCCAAAAGAUUCAGGAGAGACUAGACUGGACCAAAUAUAUCCUGGAAGAACAAGAGAGGGCACAGACAGGGGAAAAUACUUGGCAGUGGAUGGUUCGAAUAUGUCGGAGGUACCUGGACUUUUUUAUGGCCGUUAUAGAUCCAAGGAUUAUCCUGGCCUGGCUGGAUGUGACCUGGAACCCAGAAAAUAUCUCCAAAUAUCGUGGCAACCACAAGUUUAUGAAGUUCAUUGGUCAGGUCGAGUAAAUGUUUAGGCCUUCCAUGAAAUUAAAAUUGUAGUGUCUGGCAUCA